Messenger RNA from Tribolium castaneum (red flour beetle), 548 nucleotides. RefSeq names its product histone H2B. Lineage: Eukaryota; Metazoa; Arthropoda; Insecta; Coleoptera; Tenebrionidae. The transcript has a single exon. The coding region runs from base 117 to 488 and encodes 123 amino acids. The record is from RefSeq and is a predicted model, not a curated record. Gene Ontology annotation, cellular component: nucleosome. Gene Ontology annotation, molecular function: protein heterodimerization activity; DNA binding; structural constituent of chromatin.
AUGAUUUUAGCUUGAACUUUCAAGUUGACAGGUAUAUUUUGUGUUCGUUGUGCGUAUUACAGUUCGUUUGUGUCGUGUUUUUUUUUUCUUUAUUAAGAUUAGAAAUAUUAAAAAAUAUGCCACCAAAGACAAGCGGUAAAGCAGCGAAAAAGGCUGGAAAAGCUCAAAAGAAUAUUUCGAAGAGCGACAAGAAAAAGAAGCGCAGGAGGAAGGAAAGCUAUGCAAUCUAUAUUUAUAAGGUAUUGAAGCAAGUACACCCCGAUACCGGUAUUUCGAGCAAGGCGAUGAGCAUCAUGAACAGUUUCGUUAAUGAUAUCUUUGAACGGAUCGCCGCUGAAGCUUCUCGUCUUGCGCAUUACAACAAGCGUUCGACGAUUACGAGCCGGGAAAUUCAAACAGCGGUUCGUCUCUUGUUGCCUGGUGAAUUGGCAAAGCACGCAGUCUCUGAAGGUACCAAAGCCGUCACCAAAUACACAAGUUCAAAAUAGAGAAGUUUUUUCUUUCAUCGUUUAAAAAGAAGAAAAAAAUGAAAUCGGUUCUUUUCAGAA